Messenger RNA from Triticum urartu, 1697 nucleotides. Its product is annotated as polyubiquitin 11. Lineage: Eukaryota; Viridiplantae; Streptophyta; Magnoliopsida; Poales; Poaceae. Gene Ontology annotation, molecular function: protein binding. The record is from RefSeq and is a predicted model, not a curated record.
AGACACGGUCAAGGAGUGAAAGAGGACUGAUCUCUGUCUUCUCCACCCUUCCGCCUCUCUUCCUCCUCCUGCCGCCGCCAUGGAUGGAUGAGGAGCUUCCUUGCAAUUGCUUUCUUUCCGAGAAGCCCGAAUCCGCUCCUCACCCGCGCCGCACCAUCUGAUUCCCCGUCCCGCGAGCUCUCCAUCGAUCCCGGCCUCGCCCACCUGCAUUGAUCUGAUCUGCUCUCCGCUCCGGGGCAACAGCUAGGUGCUAGCGCACGGAAGCGAGGGGGCCAUGACCGACGGCGGUCCGGAGGCGGCGCCGCUGGAGUUCCCCUCGGCGGAGUGGCGGCGCGUCUACGACCGGCUCCAGGGGCUGCUGCCGCGGGUGGAGGCGCUCGCCGCCGACCGCGCGCGCCUGGAGGAGGCCGUCAAGCUGUCGGACGCCCGCGAGAAGAGCCUCCAUGCCCGCCUCCUCCAGGCGGAGGCGAGCAGGGAGAGGUGGAAGGCGGCCUACUCCGAGCUUCCUCCCGGUGCCAAUCCCAAGCUCGCCGAACUUCAAGAGCGUGACUUGGCGGAUUCCGAAGCCCGUGAAGCUCUUCCUGAUGCUGACAACUCUCAACUGAAGGUGUCCAUGGAGACUAGUCAAAAGCGCAGGAAGCUUACCAAUGGGGAGACUAGUCAAAAAAAGCGCACGAAGCUUACCAAUGGGGAGACUAGUAAAGAAAAGCGCCUGAAGCUUACCAAUGAGAUGCAUCUUCAACGGUGCAUGAUGCAGAUCUUUGUCAAGAUCAACUGUUCAAUUUUUCGCAAAAAUAGAAAGACCCACUGUUUAAAGACAAUCACUCUUGAGGUCAUGAGAUCAAAUACGAUCUACGGUGUCAAGGAAAAGAUACAAGACAAGGAGGGCAUCCCUGCAGUCCAGCAGAGACUCAUGUUUGGCAGUGAGCUGCUGGUGGACAGCUGCAGCCUGGAGGACUACAACAUCGAGGAGGAGUCCACCCUCACCCUUGACCUUGUUCCCCAAGGGAUGCAUAUCUUUAUCAGGGCACGGAGUGGCAAGAUCAUGACUAUUGGUGUUGACGGAGAAGAUAGCCUGUACAGUGUCAAGGCAAAGUUUUUCGAUGAAACUGGCAUCCCCCCAGGCAGACAGCGUCUCUUCUUUGCCGGGAAGCAGCUGGAGGAUGGCCGCACCUUGGCUGACUACGACGUGCAAAAUGAAUCUACCCUUCAUGUUGCGUUUCGCGGCAUCACGCGUCGGAGCGGUCAGAUGCGCAUCUCUGUCAGGACGGUGACCGGGAAGAAAGUCAUUGAACGUGCGAUGAAGCGCAGGCAGGCCGUUGACAACAUCAAAGCGUGGAUCUACUCUGAGUUGUGCAUUCUCCCGGAGGAGCAGCAGCUCUCUGGCGAGGACAGCGCCCCCUUGGCGGAAGUGAUCCGUCGUUCGUGCAUCGUUGUUCUGCAGAUUCGUCCUCCUGGUGGUUGGUGAGAUAGAUGUAAAUUGGUCCUUUGCUUUUGGUGGUACCAUUAGUGAGAGCUCAGUCAGACUCGAUAGCGAUUGCACCUGAAGGGGAUAUAUUUUAGUACAACAGUAUGCAGGGUGUAAAAUGAGUGAAAUGUUGUAGUUUCUGGGCUCGUAAUAACAGACCGGUGUACGUAGGUAUGCACGUGGGGUUUCUCUGAAGGAAAUAAUAUAUGCUUGUGUAAGUACUUGAUAA